Molecule: messenger RNA, 2130 nt
Organism: Drosophila sechellia
Lineage: Eukaryota; Metazoa; Arthropoda; Insecta; Diptera; Drosophilidae
Gene: CCT2
Product: chaperonin containing TCP1 subunit 2
Exons: 4
Coding region: 99-1706 (535 amino acids)
Biological process (GO): protein folding
Cellular component (GO): chaperonin-containing T-complex; cytosol
Molecular function (GO): ATP hydrolysis activity; ATP-dependent protein folding chaperone; ATP binding
Source: RefSeq, a predicted model, not a curated record
AACAGCCAUCGACUGUCUCCAUUUUCUUUGUCGCUUUGUUGCGCCUGUGUGGUAUUCGAAAAUUCUGUGAUCAUAAACCGAAUAAUUACGCAGAGAAAAUGGAGAUGUCCUUAAAUCCCGUGCGCGUGCUCAAGAAUGAGGCGCAGGAGGAGAAGGCCGAGAUGGCCCGUCUGUCCUCGUUCAUUGGCGCCAUCGCCAUUGGUGAUCUGGUGAAGAGUACGCUGGGUCCGAAGGGUAUGGACAAGAUCCUGGUGGCCACCGGACGCAACGCCGGUCAGGUUGAGGUGACCAACGAUGGUGCCACCAUUCUGCGUGCCGUCGGUGUGGACAAUCCGGCCGCCAAGAUUCUGGUCGAUAUGUCGCGUGUGCAGGACGAGGAAGUGGGCGAUGGCACCACCUCGGUCACCGUUCUGGCCUCGGAGCUGCUGCGCGAGGCGGAGAAACUAGUCGAACAGAAACUGCACCCACAGAUCAUCGUCUCUGGCUGGCGUCAGGCCACCCAGGUGGCACUGGAGGCGCUCACCGCCGCCGCUCAGGACAACUCGUCCAAUAACGAGAAGUUCCGCAACGACCUGCUGAACAUUGCCCGCACCACGCUCUCCUCGAAGAUCCUGCACCAGCACAAGGACUUCUUCGCCAAUCUGGCUGUGGAUGCCGUGAUGCGUCUGAAGGGCUCCGGUGAGCUCAAGUCCAUACAGAUCAUCAAGAAGUCGGGCGGCACUCUGGGAGACUCCUUCCUGGACGAGGGCUUCCUGCUGGACAAGAAGCCCGGCGUGCACCAGCCACAGCGUAUUGAGAAUGCCAGAAUCCUGAUUGCCAACACGCCCAUGGACACCGAUAAGAUUAAGGUGUUCGGCAGCAGCAUCAAGGUCGAUUCGCUGGCCAAGAUCGCCGACCUGGAGAUGGCCGAGAAGGAGAAGAUGAAGGAAAAGGUGGACAAGAUCCUGAAGCACAAGUGCAACGUGUUCAUCAACCGGCAAUUGAUCUACAACUAUCCGGAGCAGCUGUUUGCUGAUGCCCAUGUGAUGUCCAUCGAGCAUGCCGAUUUCGAUGGCAUCGAGCGUUUGGCCUAUUGCACCGGCGGCGAGAUUGUCUCCACCUUUGAGAAUCCCUCGCUGGUGAAGCUUGGCGAAUGCGAUGUCAUCGAACAGGUGAUGAUCGGUGAGGAUACGCUGAUGCGUUUCAGCGGCGUGAAGCUGGGCGAGGCCUGCACCAUCGUGAUCCGCGGUGCUACCCAACAGAUUUUGGACGAGGCUGAUCGUUCCCUGCACGACGCCCUCUGCGUGCUGGCAGCCACCAUCAAGGAGUCGCGCAUCAUUUACGGCGGCGGCUGCUCCGAGGCUCUAAUGGCCACCGCCGUGCUGAAGAAGGCGGCCGAGACACCCGGCAAGGAGGCCAUCGCCAUCGAGGCCUUUGCCCGCGCUCUGCUGUCCCUGCCCACGGCCAUUGCCGACAAUGCUGGCUACGAUUCAGCCCAACUGGUUUCGGAGCUGCGCGCCGGCCACGCCAUGGGCAAUAAGACUCUGGGUCUGGACAUGGAGCUGGGCAAGGUGGCCGAUGUCCGUGAACUGGGCAUCACCGAGUCGUUCGCCGUCAAGCGCCAAGUUCUGAUGUCCGCCUCCGAGGCUGCCGAGAUGAUCCUGCGCGUGGACAACAUCAUUCGCUGCGCUCCACGCCGACGCGUUCCCGACAGGGGCUACUGCUAGGCGCUUAAGUAUUCUUGUUCUAGGAUCCUAUUUUUUUUAAUUAUGAACUCUCGUUUACCAUCAUCGCUAACCUUACACGUUCUGUUUACACUAAUAACCCACACACAACACAUUAGCAAUUAUAUCACACGCCCCACUCUCAAAGUCGCACACUUACUCGCUAAAUUUGUCCCCGUCGUGUAAUCCUUCUAAUUAAUUGUGAAACAAAUUGAUGUGUUGCAAGCUGAGCUUUUGAUUCGAGGAUGAGUGCGAUCAAACCAAAACAUUUCAAAAAUGUCUAAAACUCCAUCAAAACCAACAACUAAACGAACUUGUAAAUGAAUACAUUUGUUGUAAACAUUUGAUGUGCGCAAAUUGAAGACCAUUAAACAGAAAAAAAAAGGAAUAAAUGAUAAAUCAUAUAUUUAUGCUUAACAAAACUAAA